AUGCGGACCGGAAGUCGCCCUAAUAACGUGGCCCUGACCUUCAACGCGCUAGACACGCCAACCAAUCAGCUUCGAGUUUUGUAUCCCAGAGAGAGGCUGAGAAACUUCACCGUGUGCCACGCGGCGCUGUUCCAGUACAGUAACGCCGGCCAGCUGGUGCAGUCCAUUGAGGUGAACCGAGUGCUCGGGGCCGAUCACUUCUACGUGUACAACCUCAGCGUCUCCAACGCGACGGACGCCGUGCUGCACCGCUACGAGAAACUCGGCCUCCUCACCGUCAUGCAGUGGCAGCUGCCCCAGGAUAAUGUCUGGUACCGCGGUCAGAACCUGGCCAUCAACGACUGCGUCUACAGGAACAGGCUGGUGUCGCGGUACGUCGUCAUCCAGGACACGGACGAGUUCAUCGUGCCCGGCCUCCACAACAAUUGGGGGGAACUCAUCGAACACGUCGUGAAGAACACGAGCUCAGCCGCCGGGCUCUCUUCACCGACGAUAGGCUCCUUCUCGGUGGAGACCACCUUUCACUGCGGUAAGCCCAACCAAACGCAGUGGGACGACAUCAAGAAGGAUUUCCCCAUGACACCGGACGAAGAGCAGUUUUACAGAAAUCACUCUCUUUUCGCGUUCUUGAACCACUUGCGCAUCAAGGCGGUCAUGCAUUACAACAAAUACUGCAAGACGAUCGUCCGACCAGAGCUCAUCCUCUUCGCUGGCAUCCACUACACUCACGCGCACCGCGACUCGUCCACGCACACAGUGGUCAGGAGAGACCUAGCCAUCGUCCACCACUACAAAGACAGGUUCAGGCCUGAGAUGAUGGACGCUACAAUUCUAAAAUUCAAAAACGUGAUGUAUCCAAGACUAAAAGCUGCGUUUCUGGAAUUUCCAUUUCUUUAA
Molecule: messenger RNA, 897 nt
Organism: Lymnaea stagnalis (great pond snail)
Lineage: Eukaryota; Metazoa; Mollusca; Gastropoda; Lymnaeidae
Source: the annotation of a GenBank genome assembly